Messenger RNA from Linum tenue, 2009 nucleotides. NCBI's taxonomy places the organism in Eukaryota, Viridiplantae, Streptophyta, Magnoliopsida, Malpighiales, Linaceae. The record is from the annotation of a GenBank genome assembly.
GAGGCGGAAUGAACACGACCUUCACAUGCUGAAAAAAAUUCAUUUUAUGCAAAAGAAAAAAAAGAAAAAAAUCCAGUUCGUUUCUACCAUUUUUGUCCUCUCCCUCUCCCACAGCCCCACCUCCUCCGUUGUUUUGCCUUCCCCUCCCCUCUCUCUAUAUCACAGUGCUUUGCUCUGCUCAAAAGGGGCCGAGCUCUGAUUUGAUUCUCUGCUUUUGUCCUUCCUUGAUGCAGGUUGUUUGGACACAAUUGCUUUCUUUUGCUGAUGUCUAAUGUGACAAGUGCUGUUUGUUUCAAUAAUCAUCGUCAGAAGUGAAAAGCGGGACAGUUUUUGUAAAGUCCUGCAGUGAGAGGUGGCAUAUUUGAUAUCCAGAACAUGGAGGACGAGAACGGCCUUGAGCUAAGCUUGGGUCUAGGUUUUGGUGGAUCCUCCUCCAAAUCUAAGAGUAAAAAUGAAAGCUCCCUGGAUAUUAGGAUAGAAGACGAGAUAGCAAACAAACAGAAAGAUGAUUUGAAAGUUCUUGGUGGUAGCUCUCAGAAGCAAGAUUCAAGCGCUGGAUAUCAUUCUCAGAGGAACGAUUCGAUAAAGCCACAGGAGAACUUCUUCCUUGACCUAACAAGUAGAAAUGCUGAUACUGAUGCAUCCAAAAGCCUUGGUGCUAGGGGUCUUUGGGCAGGAUCUAGUAAUAAUAGAUACACAGAAAUUGAAGAGGAGAAAAGGAGUGAAGGGAUUGCUAACAAACGUAAACUAGAUUUUGAGGACAUAAGCGCUCAGAAGAAGCCAGAUAGAGAUGCUAACCGGAUAGAUUUUCAUGACAAGAGAACAUCUCAUGUUUCUCUAACGGAAGAAGGAUCCACUGCUGAAAAUGAAGAUGUUGCAGAUUCGGAAGUAGAAGGUUCGACCUCGAGGUUUAUUGAUGAGGGCUCCAAGCAGCGGUUUGUUGGAGUUGGUGGUCCGGAGGCUCCAAAGGAGUUUCAAAGGUUUCCUGAUGCAAGUAUGAUGGAGUUGCAUGGUCAAAUAAGGCCUGCUGGUUUGCCGGAAAAUGGAUUUAAACACGGGAUGAAUUUUGGGGUCCCAUUUUCGGUCCAACCAGCAAACAUCAUGAGCAUGUCCUAUCAAUAUCCAGUGGAAGAUUCCAACCCAGUUGGUGCAAGCAUGACGCCGGUAGUUUCUACUUCAAAUGGUGACCAGCGAAUGGCGGUCCACAAAGUGAAUCCAGGUACUUCAUCAAUAGCUUUCGGCUACUCACCUGUCCAACUUCCAACUCUGGACAAAGAUAAUUCGUGGGGCCUGAUUUCUCAGCAUCAACACUUCCAGCCUCCUUAUGGAGCCAAACCACCUGCAACCUUGGAUAAUAAAAAUCAUGAAGGACUCAGAAUUUCUCAAGCCAUGCAAAUAAUUGGUCGAAACUCCUCCGAGGCUGCACCAUAUGAUGCAAGAGUGUUUGAUCGGCCCAAAGCUGAUGGUGGCAAACAACAUGGUGCAGAACAAGAAGGCUCUUCCUCUCAGGCCGAAGAUGAAGGAAAGAGCAGCAGCAAAACAAACCGUCGAGCAGCACCAGAAGACGGGUUGUCUCACGACUUCUCGGCCAUAAAGCCGGGAAUUUCUCCCGAGGUCAAGUUUGGAGGCUCCGGAUCCUACCCAAACCUGCCGUGGGUUUCCACCAAGGCUCCAGGCCCAAAUGGUCGGACGAUAUCAGGCGUGACUUACAGGUUUAGCCCCAGCCAGAUAAGGAUCGUUUGCGCUUGCCACGGUACACACAUGUCCCCCGAGGAAUUCAUCCGGCAUGCAAGCGACGAGAACGCCUCCACGGGAGAAGGUAACAACGGUGGGUUAGCGGCAGCAUUUCCAGGUUAUGGCAAAUGGCUUGAGCAGGAGAAGACGGGAUCCGCCAUAACCAUGCUGGUGGUGAUUUGGACUGUUCUUCGAGCUUGAAUUGAAUGUUGAAAUCAACGGUAUAGAUUAUAAGAGGAAGCCUGCUUUGAUAUACACUCUUUUAAUUGAUGGCC